This is a messenger RNA of Melampsora larici-populina 98AG31, 1047 nucleotides long. RefSeq lists its product as uncharacterized. Bases 1 to 1047 code for a protein of 348 amino acids. The record is from RefSeq and is a predicted model, not a curated record. Gene Ontology annotation, molecular function: oxidoreductase activity. The transcript has 9 exons. Lineage: Eukaryota; Fungi; Basidiomycota; Pucciniomycetes; Pucciniales; Melampsoraceae.
AUGAGGACUCGUCCUAUCUCUAUACAUAUCACCAUGAUGUCCUGGCAGUCCAGGAUUCCAAUUCUUCAACAACGUAGGCCUGUCGGUGGCCACCGUUUGGGAAUUUUCUGGAAAACUGCUCUUUUUCUAGCCAUUGUGACGGCCACUCUCUGUCAAACACCCACCAGUGAUCCUUCACAUGUGGAGCGUCGGAACGAGCAGUAUUGCCCGAAUCCUGCAGUGAGGGUUUCAUGGUACUCACUCUCAAGUGCAGAGAAGACAGCUAUGCAAGAUGCAAUCAUGUGUUUACUCACACAGCCCAGUAAGAUGAAGUAUCCCGGAGCUAUAUCCCGUUAUGAUGACCUGGUAUAUGUUCAUCAGGCGCAAAGCGAUUUUCCUGGUGGCAAGGACCUGUUGCAUGUCACUGGUAGAUUCCUUCAUUGGCAUCGCUUACAAUUGGCUCUUUUUGAGCUACUUUUGCGGGUCGAGUGUGGUUAUUCUGGUCCAAUGGCAUAUUGGGAUGAAAGAGUCGAUGCGGGAAAAUUUCGCGACGCUGGUAUAAUUAAAGACUUUGGUGGGACUGGGAAUGAGAAUGGUUAUGUGGUUGACGGUCGAUUUGGAUACACAAUAGCCAACUUAGGCCCAAGCAUGGACAACACAAGACGUUAUCUCAGUAGAAAAAUCAACGACACUGCUUCAGCUUUCGCUUCAGAAAGGCAUUACAGAGUGCUGAUGGGCCAAGACUCAUUUAUAGACUUCAUGCAAAGUCUACGAAACUUUCAACAUCUUAGCGGCCAUGUAGGUGUGGGCAGAGAUAUGGCGGGUGUCCAGACGGCUCCAGUCGAUCCACUCUUCUGGUUUCAUCACGGUUAUGUGGAUAAUGAUAGGCAGGGAAAUGAUCCGGCGCGUAUCUUUGACCUCAAUAAUGCUGGUUACGAAACACAAGGGCCACCAUUCAGAUCCGUGACCUGGCAGACUGCACUCCCAUUUCUGGGACUUGCCGAUGAUGUACCCUUGUACGCCGGGUCAGAUACACAGGGUGGAUUUCUGUGUUACACAUACAAGUGA